UGUCGAGUAAUCACUUCCGGGGCUGACAUGGCGACUGUCAGAGAUCGGAAGGGAGGCAGGGGAGAGCAGGAUGGGACGGGGGAUUUGUACUCGGUGUUGCUUCCCACCUAUAACGAGAGGGAAAACCUACCUAUCAUCCUAUGGCUGCUGGUCAAGUACUUCGGAGAGAGUGGAUAUAAAUAUGAGAUCAUCAUCAUAGACGAUGGAAGCCCGGAUGGGACAUUGGAGGUAGCGAAGCAGCUGCAGAAGAUCUAUGGGGCAGACAAGAUAUUACUCCGACCCAGGGAAAAGAAACUGGGACUAGGAACAGCCUAUAUACACGGCAUGCAGCACGCUUCUGGAAACUUCAUCAUCAUCAUGGACGCAGAUCUCUCCCACCACCCUAAAUUCAUCCCAGAGUUUAUAAAUAAACAGAAAGAAGGGGACUUUGACGUUGUGUCUGGCACUCGCUACAUUGGGAACGGCGGUGUGUAUGGCUGGGAUUUAAAAAGGAAGGUGAUCAGCCGAGGAGCAAACUUUCUGAGUCAGGUCUUGCUGCGCCCCGGAGCCUCUGACUUAACCGGAAGUUUCAGGUUGUACAAGAAAUCCGUCCUGCAGAAACUGGUGGAGAACUGCGUGUCCAAGGGCUAUGUCUUCCAGAUGGAGAUGAUCGUCCGAGCCCGCCAGUUUAAUUACACCAUCGGAGAGGUUCCAAUAUCGUUUGUGGACCGUGUGUAUGGAGAGUCCAAGCUGGGGGGAAAUGAGGUGGUCUCCUUCCUGAAAGGCCUCUUAACGCUGUUCGCAACCACAUGACCCAAGAGCGUGGCGUCUACCUACUCAGUAAUGCGCACCCUCCCCCGUAAUGAUAUCUGACCAAAUGGAGACUCAAAUCAAUAUGGUUUUGUAGAAAAGGACUGCACAAUUAAUAAAUAAAUGCUUUUU
This is a messenger RNA of Nanorana parkeri, 921 nucleotides long. RefSeq names its product dolichyl-phosphate mannosyltransferase subunit 1, catalytic (gene DPM1). Bases 28 to 792 code for a protein of 254 amino acids. Lineage: Eukaryota; Metazoa; Chordata; Amphibia; Anura; Dicroglossidae. The transcript has 9 exons. The record is from RefSeq and is a predicted model, not a curated record. Gene Ontology annotation, biological process: GPI anchor biosynthetic process; protein O-linked glycosylation via mannose. Gene Ontology annotation, molecular function: dolichyl-phosphate beta-D-mannosyltransferase activity. Gene Ontology annotation, cellular component: endoplasmic reticulum membrane.